Molecule: messenger RNA, 1020 nt
Organism: Caenorhabditis remanei
Lineage: Eukaryota; Metazoa; Nematoda; Chromadorea; Rhabditida; Rhabditidae
Exons: 8
Coding region: 1-1020 (339 amino acids)
Source: RefSeq, a predicted model, not a curated record
AUGCUCAAGCUCUUGACUCUACUAGUUAUUGUGUCUGCAGUUUCUGCAGCAGGAAAUACCUGCAAAACUGGAAAUAUUGUGAAUAGACUCGUCAACUCUAAGCCAUAUUACUGGCCUUCCACGUGGAAUGAGACUCAAUCCACUCCUCAUCUGGCGAAAGAGCAGUCUUGCAGUUGGAUUGUGACUAUUCCAAAUGGAUACUACGCAAAGUUGAGUAUCAGUGGAAAGACAACUGACAAGGAUUCUCGAUUCCAAACUAUCGACGCGGUUGGAAACUUUAUACAAACAACUCACGAAGGAAUGGAGCCAUAUUACUUCCCACCGACCAAGUUCACUCUUGCCGUUUCCAACGAAGCUGUCGCUUCAUUUGCAUUCAAAAUUGAAUGGUUCCCACUUCCUCGAACCACUCGUAUCAAUUUUAUCGGUGAGGAGGCCGAUCUCAUCAAUGCCACCAACCAUUUAUUCUGCGAGUCGUAUGGAGGAAACGGUGGAAUCACGUUGCUACCACUCCCUAUAAACCGAACACACUAUUAUUCUCUAAGAAGUACUCUUGUUUUCCAAGGACAUGAUACUGAUAAUGGAAUUUACAUUUCAAAUCUGUUCCUGUUGUAUCAAACCAAGAAGUUAUACAUUAAUGAGUACGAUAUUGUCGUCGCUAACCUUGAAGCCAGUAACAAACAAGAUCUACUUCUGAUUCAGGAGGCUCAAAAUAUCAAAAAUGUUACUUAUGUGGAGUUGAUCCCAGAACCACAUUCCAAUGUGACGGUUACUGUAAACAGUCACAAAACGCAGGAAGCCUUGCUCAUCGCAUAUCAAGUGAAUCAGACUCUUGUUGAUGUUCAGAUGGAUGCUUCUGCCACCGUCACCCUCUACUAUGGUUCCCCAGGUGGAUUCUCCUUUGACAAAACUUAUAACAAAACCGCACUUCUCAGCGCCCUUCCACUUCAAUUCAACGUGUUCGGUGGUGUCACUGAACUUUUUGUGACGGCAAAAGCAACUUUCACUUUUGAAUAUCUGUAA